Necator americanus (New World hookworm) is the source of this 2796-nucleotide messenger RNA. RefSeq lists its product as uncharacterized. The record is from RefSeq and is a predicted model, not a curated record. Gene Ontology annotation, cellular component: myosin filament; cytoplasm; myosin II complex. Bases 1 to 2796 code for a protein of 931 amino acids. The transcript has 23 exons. NCBI's taxonomy places the organism in Eukaryota, Metazoa, Nematoda, Chromadorea, Rhabditida, Ancylostomatidae. Gene Ontology annotation, molecular function: microfilament motor activity; actin filament binding.
AUGGGUGCGCGAGAUCGCGGCGCACGGACGCAGGAUCGUCGCGAGAGUGGGGGCGGCGGCGAAGCGACGUCGCGCUGCGCGGCGAGACCCGGGUACGGCCGUGAAUUGUGCCUCAGUAGCCCCAGCCAGCCAGCCCAGCAAGCCACAGCCAGCCUGCCUGUCAGCCAACCAGCGCAGUCGUCAGACGUGUCGGGUGCCGCUAUGGUCUACAAGUCGCCAUCGAUGAGCGCCUUUGGUGCUCCCUUUGGCAGCAUGUCUGUCGCCGAUCUUGGCUCGCUAACUCGUCUCGAGGAUAAGAUCAGACUUCUCCAGGAAGACCUCGAAUCCGAGCGAGAGCUCAGAAACAGAAUCGAACGCGAACGUGCUGAUCUCAGCGUACAACUAAUCGCCCUUACCGAUCGUCUCGAAGAUGCAGAAGGAACCACUGACAGCCAGAUCGAAUCGAACCGCAAACGCGAAGGCGAGCUGAUCAAAUUGCGCAAGCUGCUCGAAGAAUCGCAACUCGAAUCCGAAGAUGCUAUGAAUGUGCUGCGCAAGAAACACCAGGAUGCUUGCCUCGACUACCAAGACCAAAUCGAACAACUCCAGAAGAAGAACGCAAAGAUCGACCGUGAACGCCAACGUCUUCAGCAUGAAGUAAUCGAGCUCACCGCUACCAUCGACCAGGUGCAAAAGGACAAGCACGCUGCUGAGAAGGCCGCCGAACGAUUUGAAGCUCAAACCAUUGAGCUGUCCAACAAGGUCGAAGACCUCAACAGACAUGUGAACGACCUCGCCCAACAACGUCAACGCCUUCAGGCUGAAAACAAUGACCUUCUCAAGGAGGUUCACGACCAGAAGGUUCAACUCGACAAUCUACAACACGUUAAGUACACCCUUGCUCAGCAACUCGAAGAAGCUAGACGUCGUCUGGAGGAUGCCGAGAGGGAACGCUCGCAGCUCCAGUCUCAACUGCACCAGGUGCAGCUUGAACUCGACUCCGUGCGCACUGCUCUCGACGAGGAAUCGGUUGCUCGCUCGGAUGCUGAACACAAGCUCAACCUUGCUAACACUGAAAUCACCCAAUGGAAGAGCAAGUUCGAUGCCGAGGUUGCUCUCCACCACGAAGAAGUCGAAGACCUUCGUAAGAAGAUGCUACAGAAGCAGGCUGAAUACGAAGAGCAGAUCGAGAUCAUGCUCCAGAAGAUUAGCCAGCUUGAGAAGGCAAAGAGCAGGCUUCAGUCUGAAGUUGAGGUUCUGAUUGUCGACUUGGAGAAGGCCCAGAACACUAUCGCAAUCCUCGAAAGAGCCAAGGAACAACUCGAGAAACAAUGCGCGGAACUCAAGGUCCGCAUCGACGAACUGAAUGUCGAGUUGGAAGCCGCUCAACGCGAACUUCGCGCUGCCAAUGCGGAACUGCAAAAGAUGAAGCACCUGUACGAGAAGGCUGUGGAACAGAAGGAAGCACUUGCCAGAGAGAACAAGAAACUCCACGACGAGCUUCACGAGGCUAAGGAGGCUCUUGCUGAUGCGAACCGCAAACUGCACGAGCUUGACCUAGAAAACGCCCGCCUCGCUGGUGAGAUCCGUGAACUACAGACCGCUCUCAAGGAAGCCGAUGCCCAACGCCGUGAUGCCGAAAACCGCGCCCAGCGUGCUCUCGCUGAGCUCCAGGCGCUCCGUAUUGAGAUGGAACGCAGACUCCAAGAGAAGGAAGAAGAAAUGGAAGCUCUUCGCAAGAACAUGCAAUUCGAGAUUGACCGCUUGACCGCUGCUCUGGCUGAUGCUGAGGCCCGCAUGAAGGCGGAGAUCUCUCGUCUAAAGAAAAAGUACCAGGCCGAGAUUGCCGAACUUGAAAUGACCGUUGACAACUUGAACCGUGCUAAUAUUGAAGCCCAGAAGACAAUCAAGAAACAAUCUGAACAGCUCAAGAUUCUCCAAGCCACUCUCGAAGAUACUCAACGCCAACUCCAACAAGUCCUCGACCAAUACGCUCUUGCUCAACGCAAGGUUGCUGCACUUUCUGCUGAACUUGAAGAAGCUAAGACCGCCCUUGACAACGCUAUCCGUGCACGCAAACAAGCUGAGAUCGAUCUCGAAGAGGCCAAUGGACGCAUAGCCGAUCUUACUGCCAUCAACAACAACCUUACUUCGAUCAAAAACAAACUCGAAACCGAACUCUCCACCGUUCAGGCCGAUCUCGAUGAGGUCACAAAGGAACUGCAUGCUGCCGACGAGCGCGCCAACCGUGCCCUUGCUGAUGCAGCGCGCGCUGUCGAACAACUGCACGAGGAACAAGAACACUCGAUGAAGAUUGAUGCCCUUCGCAAGUCUCUCGAGGAGCAGGUGAAACAAUUGCAAGUACAGAUCCAGGAAGCCGAAGCCGCUGCCCUUCUCGGAGGAAAGCGUGUUAUUGCCAAGCUCGAGACCCGUAUUCGAGACCUCGAAACCGCUCUCGAUGAGGAGACCCGCAGGCACAAAGAGACACAAAACGCUCUGCGCAAGAAGGACCGCCGCAUCAAAGAGAUCCAGCAGUUGGUGGAUGAGGAGCACAAGAACUUUGUCAUGGCCCAAGAUACUGCCGACCGUCUCCAGGAGAAGUUGAAUAUCCAGAAGAGGCAACUUGCCGAAGCUGAAUCAGUGACGAUGGCGAACCUGCAGAGAGUGAGACGAUACCAGCACGAGCUAGAGGAUGCCGAAGGACGUGCCGACCAGGCAGAAUCCAGCCUGCACCUGAUUCGCGCCAAGCACCGCUCAUCUGUUGUUACCGGAAAGGCCGGAGCUAGCAAGGUUUACGUGAUGGAGGACGAUUUCUAA